Messenger RNA from Sphenostylis stenocarpa, 399 nucleotides. NCBI's taxonomy places the organism in Eukaryota, Viridiplantae, Streptophyta, Magnoliopsida, Fabales, Fabaceae. The record is from the annotation of a GenBank genome assembly.
AUGCAUUAUUUCUCAACACUCAAAACAUCACACCCGCAACACAGUACUGCAAAUUUUGGGAAGAGUCUUUUUCAGAUGGGUGAAGCGCCGAAGAUAGUGCAAAUCGAAACGAGGUACGUGGAAACCGAUGCUGUGAACUUCAGAGACGUGGUUCAGAGCCUCACCGGGAAGAACUCCUCCACGGAUUGGAUAGGCCAAAAUCUUAAAUCUGCUGCUGAAUCAUGCUCAAAAGGAGGUAUCGCUGAGCCAAAGAAAAUAGGAGCUGCUGCUGCUGCUACAAAUGAAACUCUCUUACCUUCUUCUUCUUCUACCAUUCAAAUGUACAACGACGUGUCCUUCAAAGACUUAGAUGAAUUCGUGUGGCCUCCCAUCGAGAUGAUGCCAUGGUCAUACUCAUAG